AUGUUCAAGAUAACCACCUUGCUCGUCUGCUUGGCCGUUGCCGUUUUGGCAUACGAAGAUUAUCAUAGCCAUCCGAAGUACAAGUACGAAUAUGGAGUUAAGGAUAGCCAUACACACGAUCACAAGAGCCAGUGGGAACAUCGCGAUGGAGAUCACGUCGAGGGACAGUACACCCUUGAUGAGGCCGAUGGUACCCACCGCGUUGUGGAUUACACCUCGGAUCAUCACGGCGGAUUCCAGCCGCAUGUUCAGCGCAACGGGCACGCCCAUCAUCCUCAUGAUCAUCGGGCAGCCGUCGCUGUUGCUCUGCCAUAUAAACCAGUAGCGGAACCGGAGCACUACAUCGAACCCAAGGAAGAUCAUCAUCAUCCGCAGUAUAAAUUCGAAUAUGGAGUGAAAGAUGCCCACAGCGGAGACCAUAAGGUGCAGUGGGAGCAGCGGGACGGUGAUGUCGUCAAGGGAUCAUACAGUCUGGACGAGCCCGAUGGCGGACACCGUAUCGUUGAAUACCAUUCCGAUCCUCACGGCGGAAUUCAAAUUCAGGUGAAGAAAGUUGGUGGCCACGCCCCUGCCCCGGCAGUACACCACGAGCCCAUUCCCGUAGUGUCGGCUCCGAUUGUGCAUAAACCCAUCAAGAAGCAUCGGUGGAUCGAGCCAAACUUUUACGCGAAAGGCCACUCCAUUCCAUCCUCCACGGCGGCGGCCAGCCCAGUCAUUGAGCGUGAGCGCGUACGCACCAGCGACGUUCUAGCGCUCCUUGCCUGCUUGGUCAUCGUUGUGUCGGCCAAGGAAUACAAAGAGGAACACCAUGCUCAUCCCAAGUACAAGUUCGAGUACGGAGUUCACGAUCCACACACCGGAGAUCACAAAGCCCAGUGGGAACACCGGGACGGUGAUGUCGUCAAGGGACAGUACUCUCUACAUGAAGCCGAUGGCAGUGAACGUAUCGUUGAAUACAAAGCCGAUGACCACAACGGUUUCGAAGCUGUCGUCAAGAAUGUCCAGCACGGACAUGCUCCUCAUCAUUACUAG
Sabethes cyaneus is the source of this 1032-nucleotide messenger RNA. RefSeq lists its product as uncharacterized. Gene Ontology annotation, cellular component: extracellular matrix. The record is from RefSeq and is a predicted model, not a curated record. Bases 1 to 1032 code for a protein of 343 amino acids. The transcript is spliced from 5 exons. NCBI's taxonomy places the organism in Eukaryota, Metazoa, Arthropoda, Insecta, Diptera, Culicidae.